AUGCCUGCAUUCUCCCGCCUUGUUCGUUUCCUGGCCAAAGACGGUUUGGUCUAUCAUGGAGAUGCCAUUCUUCCUUCCGGUGUUAGUGACCUUGCCAAAGCUACCAAAGCCAGAGUCAUCAAGGGAGAGAUCUUCGGCAAUCACCAGGUCACAGAUCAAGUCCAGGAAGUGAAGAAGCUGCUCUGUCCACUGGCUCGGAAAGAUAUCAAGACCAUCCGAUGCCUGGGCUUGAACUAUGCUGAACAUGCAAAAGAAUCGAACAUGCCUCUACCCAAGUACCCAAUCCUUUUCUUCAAGCCUGUCACAGCAGCUAGUGGGCCGACAGACGACAUACCCGUCCCCCCAAUGGCUCAGGAAUGCGAAGGGUUGGACUAUGAAUGUGAGUUGGUGAUCGUCAUCGGGAAAGAGGCUCGUGAUGUACCGAAGUCGAAGGCACUUGAGUAUGUGCUAGGUUAUUCAGUGGGCAACGAUGUGUCCCACCGAGAAUGGCAGAUAAAACGUGGUGGAAGCCAAUGGGGUAUAGGCAAGGGUUUUGAUGGAUGGGCUCCCUUUGGUCCUGGAAUCGUGACAUCAAAGAUAAUUCCAGACCCGAACACCCUGCAGAUAUCAACGAAGGUGAAUGGUAAAGCCGUGCAAAAUUCGAAUACAAAGGAUAUGAUAUUUGGCGUAGCGGAGACGGUUGCUUUCCUAUCUCAGGGAACUACACUAUUACCUGGUGAUAUUAUAUUUACCGGAACCCCCCAGGGGGUUGGAAUGGGUCGAAAACCUCAGGUUUGGCUAAAAGAUGGGGACAGAGUGGAAGUAUCACUUGAAAAUGUUGGAACAUGCAGCAACAAGGUUGCCCAUGUUAAUGGCUCCUCUAAAUUAUAG
This is a messenger RNA of Trichophyton rubrum CBS 118892, 870 nucleotides long. RefSeq lists its product as uncharacterized. The transcript has 3 exons. Gene Ontology annotation, molecular function: catalytic activity. The record is from RefSeq and is a predicted model, not a curated record. Bases 1 to 870 code for a protein of 289 amino acids. NCBI's taxonomy places the organism in Eukaryota, Fungi, Ascomycota, Eurotiomycetes, Onygenales, Arthrodermataceae.